AUGGACCCCGGCGGCUCAGCGUCCCGGCGCCCAGGACCUUCCGCCAUAUCCACCUCCUUCCGCUCUCCGCUCCCUUCUCCUCUGGCCUCGCCCACCCUCUCCUCGGCAGGCGCAGACGGUCUGAACCGGCGACUGAGCUGGAGCAGACCACAAGACGAUGUCUUUACCGCCCGGCCGGUGGAUAUGGACCCUUCGCAGAUGAGGAGCCUGGCCCCGCCGAGCUGGGCCCGCCUGAGGGUAUACGACGAACACGGACUCGCUCGCGGUCCGCGUAACCUCGCUGCGUCCGUUGCACGCUCCCCUACAUUUCGGGCUGUAUCGAGCACACUCCGCAAGGCGAGCGUGCGCGUGUCGACUCUGAUGAGCCCUGGUCAGGCGAGAGAGGACGGGCGGACCAGGAUACCAGAUGAGGACGAUGAGGAGAGCAAGGGCACAAGAGGGUUUGAGAUGGAUCCGUUCCAGCCUCCUCCGAGUGCGGUGGAUGCCGGGAGGCCAGAGGGGUUGCCGCCGGAGCUGAAGACAGGAUUGAGGGGGAGGACUCUUUGUCUCUUUGGAGUGGACAAUGUGAUCAGGAAGGCAUGCUAUGCUGCGCUGAAUUGGCCGUGGACCGAGACCGCUAUUCUGGGUCUAAUCAUCCUCUACGCUGUGAUCCUCACAAUUCAAUCUUCUUCGCCACUGUACGAACCACGCCCAGGCAACGGCUACUUCCAGAGUUGGGAAGACUGGGUGAUCCUCAUCAUCUUUUGCAUCUUCACCUUCGAGAUGGCCGCUAGGAUGAUCACCACCGGGCUCAUCUUUGACCCAGAGACGACCGUCCAAGCGUGGCUCUCUGGUCCGAACGGCGUCGUCUCCCGGGCAUCCGAGCGGGCCAAGAGCGCGCAGAGCCACUUCCGCCGGACCCAUAUACCCUCGCCAGCCGCUCCUCGUGCCGCUUGGCGAUCCACAUCGGCGAGUCAUCCUACCCAGCCCAAAACAGCCAAGCUGCCCGAAGCGCCGUUCCAAAGCGCCGUGCAGCGUCAACUGAAUCUGUCCGCCGCUGGUCGUCCGUACCUCCGUCACUCUUGGCACCGCAUCGACCUCCUUUCCAUCGUGUCAUUCUGGAUCACCUUCUUCCUCGCCUCCGCCCAUCAAGAGGCCACAUCCACGCACCACAUCUACAUCUUCCGCGCGCUGUCUAUCCUCCGGGCCGGCCGACUACUCGUCAUCACGAGCGGAACAACCACAAUUUUAGAUUCGCUCAAGCGUGCCGGCCCGCUCCUGAUCACCGUCGGGUUCUUUGUCAUCUUUGCUGCGACGCUAUUCUCCAUCAUCGGUAUCCAGAGCUUCCGAGGUUCGUUCCGCCGGACAUGUAUCAUGACGGACCCGAACAACGCCAGUAAUAUCUUCGACACGGGCCAGCACUGCGGCGGAUAUCUCGAUCCAGAGACAUUGAGGGAAUUGCCGUACCUCCUGCAGAACGGUCAAGCGUUCUCGCAGGAUCCAAAGGGGUAUAUCUGUGCUCAGAACCAGGUCUGCCAGCUCGGUGAUACCAAUCCCCAGGGCAAUACCAUGAGCUUUGACAACUUCUUCUUUGCACUCAUUCAGGUGGUGCUCAUCGCUUCUAUUAAUACCUGGGCACCGGUCAUGUACUCGGCAAUGGACUCGGACUACUUUGCGUCAGCGCUGUACUGGAUCGUCGGCGUGAUCAUCAUCAACUUUUGGUUGAUCAACCUCGUCGUCGCGGUCGUUGUCAAUACAUUCCAGGGUGUUCGGUCGGAUACGAGGCGAAGUGCUUUCGGAGCGGACGACUCCGCCAUCGGUGUCGACCCAAACUGGUCCGCCAACGACAAGAAAAAGGAAGAAUCCCGGCUGCUCCGCCUGUACCGCCGCACGGAGUACUUUUGGGUCGCACUCGUCCUCCUCUCCCUCGUUGCUCAAGGCUGCAAAACCUCCGAAUCCUUACCGGCCACUAUCGACCUCCUCCAGGCUAUCGAAUUUGGCAUCACCCUCGCAUUCGACGUCGAGAUCGCCUUCCGUAUCGUCGCAUACUUUCCGCUCUGGCGCGACUUUAUCGGUAGCCCACGUAACAACUUUGACCUGUUCUUGGCGGUAUCCAGCUCGAUCAUCCAGAUUCCGGCUAUUGCGGGCUCGGAGGCGUACAGCUGGUUGACGGUGUUCCAGCUGCUGCGGUGGUAUCGCUUUGUCCUGGCCUUUCCGAGGAUGAAGCCGUUGCUGCUUCGGCUAUUUGGGAGUCUCGCCGGAUUGAUCAACAUGACAAUCUUCCUGUUCACCAUGAACUUCUUAGCCGCGCUCUUUGCGGUCCAGCUGUUCCGAGGUGAUCUAGGCGACGACGACUUUAUCAGCUUCUCGCAGACGUACAAUGCGUUCUUGGGCAUGUACCAGAUCUUCUCCUCUGAGAACUGGUCUGAUAUCAUGUUCAAUGCUAUGCAAGCAGAAGAUCGGUGGAGGCAGAAGGUCAUCGCUGCUAUAUUCUUGUCUUGUUGGCUCAUCUUCUCCUUCUUCAUCGUACUGCAGAUGUUCAUCGCUGUCAUCAACGAGAACUUUGAGAUCGCCGAGGAGCAAAAGCGAAAGCGCCAGGUCGAGGAGUUCAUCCGGCGCGGAGAACCUCAAUCAGCGCACGUUAGCUGGAUUGACCGGCUCAACCCAUACCGCCUCGUCAAGGCUCGGCAUCAGGCCGUACAGGUGCGAUCCUUGCCCCAGAAUCUGGUGCUCCCGCUCAAACAGACGGUCGGCGCGGAUGUCGGACAAGCGGCGCCGUCGAGUGCAAUGAAUGGGUUCGAGGUACCCAAGCAAAAGUUGCGGAAGCUCUUUGGGAGAGAGAAGGAUGAUAGUGUGCUGCGAUACCGCAAGAGGCCGGUCUCGGCGGUGGUGAAGCCCGAUGCGUAUGCGGACGAUUAUGCGGAUGACCGAGGAUUGACCGACCUGCUUCCUCCAGUCAAUCCCAGCACGGAAGGGAACGAGCUAGCCGACGCCAACCGGGAACGACGAAACCAGCAAGCCGACUUCAUCGCCGCGCACCCCAGCUUCGACCGAUCUCUCUGGGUAUUCAAGCAGGGCAAUCCCAUCCGGCGGUUCUGCCAGUCCUGUUUUGACCCGGCAUACGGCGACCGCAUCUAUGGCCGACCCGCCCACCCAGUCCUCCGCUUGACAGCCAAGGUCGUCAUCUUUAGCACUAUCGUCGCCAGUAUCGUAGUCGCUGCCAUCUCGACCCCCAUCUACCGGAAAUACUACUACGAAAGCAACGGCUACUUCCGGGGCUCAUGGUACGACAUCGCCGAAGCCGGUCUGAGUGGCGUCUUCAUCGUCGAGGCCAUUAUGAAGAUCAUUGCGGACGGCUUCAUCUUUGCGCCCAACGCCUAUCUACUCUCGGUGUGGAACAUCUUUGAUUUCGUUAUCCUCCUCGCACUGGUCGUUAAUAUGGUCGGAUCGCUCAUCGUCAUUGGCGGUGUCAAUCGGUUGACUCGGGCGCUGCGGAGCGUGCGGGCUUUACGGCUCAUCACGCUCUUCUCGCGUCUCCGGGACACGCUGCACGUCGUGCUAUUUGCGGGAUUCAUCAAUAUCGUUGACGCCUCCAUCUUGAUGAUCCUCUACAUCAUCCCAUUUGCGGUGUGGGGGUUGAACAUCUUCUCUGGCCUCCUGUUCUCAUGCACCGAUACCGACGCCUCUGGCUUCUCCGCAUGCUUCGGCGAGAGGAGCAUCUUCCCGGUGGACGACUCGCUCGGCUUCCUCGCUCCCCAAGUAUGGUCCAAUCCCGGCAUCAUCGGCGGCUCCACCGUAUACUCAUUCGACUCGUUCCGCCAGUCCAUGCUCAUCCUCUUUGAGAUCGUCUCCCUCGAAGGCUGGAUCGACGUCAUGAAUUCGGCUACAUCCAUCACCGGGCGGGAGAGUCAGCCAGCAGAGAACGCUGCGCAAUGGAACAGUAUCUUCUUCAUCGUCUUCAACCUCUUUGGAGGGGUUAUCAUCCUCACUCUCUUCGUCAGCAUCAUCAUUGAGAACUUCUCGAUGCGGUCGGGGAUGCAGCUAUUGACGACGGAGCAAAGGCGUUGGGUCGAUCUAUCAAAGUUCAUCAAGGCUCAGACCCCCUCUCAGCUUCCCCAGACCCCCCCUUCCGAUGGCGUCCGGAUAUGGUGCUACAAUCGCGCGACGGAGAAGCAUGGAUGGUGGGCGAGAGGGUUCACGUUGAUCUACUAUCUGCAUAUCUUGUUACUAGCUUUUGAGGAUUUUAACAACACUAUCUUUGAUGAUCAGCAAAUCGAUAGCAUCUUCCUAUUGCUCACUAUGAUCUACGCGGUUGAUCUCCUGGUUCGCUUCUUCGGCCUCGGCAUGCGCAGCUUCUGGGCGAACGGAUGGAACAUCUUCGAUCUCAUAGUCAUCACCGGGUCAUUUGCCACCACCAUACCAGCGCUACAAGCGUCCAUGGCUGGAUCACCCGGAAGUCAGGUCAACGUACAGCUGCAGAAGCUGUUCUUGGUGGCGAUAGCUCUGAAAUUGGUCCAGCGGAACAGCCGGCUCAAUCAACUGUUCAAGACCUCUGUUGCGAGUCUCCCGGCUAUUGGGAAGCUGUUCCUCCUCUGGGCAUGUCUCUUCGUCUUUUACGCCAUCAUGUUUGUCGAGGUUUUUGGCUUGACCAAGACGGGCACGGCGUCGACCAGCCGAUUCCAGAAUUACCAUACCUUCGGGAACGCGCUCGUCAUGCUUGCUUUCAUGUCUACAGGGGAAGGCUGGAAUGGGUACAUGCACGGCUUUACCCUGGAAGCUCCGAGAUGUACCGCUUCCGACAACUUCCUGAACUCUGAUUGCGGUAGUCCCGGCUGGGCCUUCUUCCUCUUCAUCAGCUGGAACAUCUUAUCGAUGUACAUCUUCCUUAACAUGUUCACCGGUGUUGUAGUCGAGUCAUUCGCGUACGUGUACCAGAUGCCAGGCGGGAUCUCGCUUGACCGAGAACAGAUGCGGGCGUUCAAGCGGGUCUGGGCAGACUUCGAUACCGAUCGGUCCGGCUACAUCACGCGCAAAGAGCUCAUCCCUUUCUUAUCUCUGCUCAGCGGAGUGUUCGAAGUCCGACCUUAUCCACCUUCGGUCUCCGUCCGCAAUCUACUCCGCUCGUCCGUACCCGACCCGGUCGAUAACGCUGCCGGAAAGCUCGUCGUAGCAGCAGGAAGAAAGUACGCGGUCGACGUACGUCACGUCGAGAGCCUGGUACGCCAGAUUGACCUCACAAAGGUCCGGGAGCGCCGACGCGUAUUCGCUCGCCUGUAUCAUGAGGCGCGGAUAUCGGAGGAGCCCGGACGAGGGAUCAGCUUUACCUCGAUGCUGUUUAUGCUUGCUCAUUACAAGCUCAUCGAUGAUGAGAAGGCUUUACAACUGGACGAUCUCCUUGACCGCCGGGCCAAAACCGAAAGAGUGACCGACCUCGUCAACCUCGAUCGAGUCCGAGGGCUUCUACGCACCAUCUACUGGCGCCGCCGAUACCUGCGGCUCCGGGAUGAGCGCCGACGUGCUAUCAACGAGGCCAACGGCAUCCCUGCUAUUGUACUUGAGCCUAUCGCCCCAUCUCCUCCGGAGGACGAGGACGAUCUGGACCCAUUUGAGCGGCAAGACUACAGCCUACCCGAGUCCCCCACUUCAUCCCGCCGGUCCAGUCCAGGACCGUCUCCUCACUUGCGCUCCUUCAACCUCGGUCGCCAUUCCCCUUCUCUGUCAGUCGGGAGCCCGGCGAUGUCGCAUCGCGGCUCCGAUGCGAGUAUGCUAUCGUCCGAUGAUUCGGGUAUGAGACGGUAUGUCUUCUGUCGGUAG
Molecule: messenger RNA, 5793 nt
Organism: Dioszegia hungarica
Lineage: Eukaryota; Fungi; Basidiomycota; Tremellomycetes; Tremellales; Bulleribasidiaceae
Product: Ion transport protein-domain-containing protein
Exons: 24
Coding region: 1-5793 (1930 amino acids)
Biological process (GO): calcium ion import across plasma membrane
Cellular component (GO): membrane; voltage-gated calcium channel complex
Molecular function (GO): high voltage-gated calcium channel activity; calcium ion binding
Source: RefSeq, a predicted model, not a curated record